Molecule: messenger RNA, 1164 nt
Organism: Hypanus sabinus (Atlantic stingray)
Lineage: Eukaryota; Metazoa; Chordata; Chondrichthyes; Myliobatiformes; Dasyatidae
Product: gastrula zinc finger protein XlCGF49.1-like
Exons: 4
Coding region: 625-1164 (179 amino acids)
Biological process (GO): regulation of transcription by RNA polymerase II; central nervous system development
Cellular component (GO): nucleus
Molecular function (GO): RNA polymerase II cis-regulatory region sequence-specific DNA binding; DNA-binding transcription factor activity, RNA polymerase II-specific
Source: RefSeq, a predicted model, not a curated record
CAGCGCUCGGUGCCUGCACGUGUAGUUCAACUCUUUGAGUGAAUAUGCAUUCGACCAGUGGUGAGAGGUUUCAUGGAAGGAAAACCCCAACUGGACGCAAACCACGACUGAAGACGAGGGAACAGCAACAAGUGAACCAGCCCGAGGACUGAGAGCACCGAAUGGAGAGGACCCAUCUGACUCGGAGAUUCCAGUGAUUCAGUCAGGAGAAAGUUUGGUUAAAAAUGAGAAGGAAUUUGUCUCCAGGAAUCUCAAACUUGGCACACCAGUUUUGCUGUCUCUGUCCAGAUAUUUAAGAAGUGGAGCAAGGGAUUCAAUCGACCAUCCUUCCUGCUCAGACUGUGGGGAGGGAUUUAUUCGGUCAUCUGACCAACUGGCACGCCCGUCAUUUUACACAGGAGAAAGGCCAUUCACCUGCUCAGAUAGUGGGAAUGGAUUCACUUGGUUAUCACAAUUGAAGGUACAUCGGCAAGUUCACACUGGGCAAGGCCAUUUACCUGUUCUGUGUGUGAGAAGGGGUUCAGUCUGUCUUCCCAUCUGUGGACACACCAGUCAGUUCACACUGGGCAGAGGCUGGUCAUCUGAAGAAUUUGUGGAGAAGGAUUCACUCGGUCAUCUGAUCUAAUGGCUCACCAGCUAGUUCACUACGGGGAGAGGCCUUUCACCUGCUCGGACUGUGGGAAGAGAUUCAUUCAGUCAUCCACCCUACUGGUACAUCAGCGAGUUCACACUGGAGAGAAGCCGUUCACCUGCUCGGACUGCGGGAAGAGAUUCACUCAGUUAACCCACCUACAGAGUCAUCAGCGAGUUCACACGGGGGAGAGGCCAUUCACCUGCUCAGAAUGUGGGAAAGGAUUCACUGAGUUAUCCAGCCUACAGAGACAUCAGCGAGUUCACACUGGGGAGAAGCCAUUCACCUGCUCAGAAUGUGGGAAGAGAUUCACUCAGUCAUCCACUCUACUGAGACAUCAGGGAGUUCACACUGGGGAGAAGCCAUUCACCUGCUCAGAAUGUGGGAAGAGAUUCACUCAGUCAUCCACCCUACAGAGUCAUCAGCGAGUUCACACUGGAGAGAAACCAUUCACCUGCUCAAUCUGUGGGAAGAGAUUCACUCACUGUUCCAGCUUACAGAGACAUCGGCAAGUUCACACUGGGGAGAGUUAG